Leptopilina heterotoma is the source of this 1084-nucleotide messenger RNA. RefSeq lists its product as uncharacterized. The record is from RefSeq and is a predicted model, not a curated record. Lineage: Eukaryota; Metazoa; Arthropoda; Insecta; Hymenoptera; Figitidae. Bases 329 to 1033 code for a protein of 234 amino acids. The transcript has 2 exons.
CAAGAAAAUACUGAAAAACUACCACCUGCAGAAAAUGACAAUACUUUAUUCGGGAAAGAAAUAUUUCAAUUGCAACAAGAUUCCGCUUUGCAACAUUCAUUGCCAACAAUGUUUGCAAAACUUGAUGAGACUGUUAAUUCUAAUGAUGAGAAUGAUCAUUUUGAAGUUGCUGAAUUGGAAUUUUUGCAAUCAUGUCAUUCUGUUUCUGAUGGUUCAAAGGAUUCUAAUCCUAUAGAAUUAGAUAAAAUUACAGUUAAAACUUCUAAUGCUACAACGAGUGAAACUAAAAGGAUUGGAAUUUCUGAGAUGCCAUUGAAAAACAUUAUUAAUGAAAAUAAAAAAAAAGAAACAGGAUUUAGAAAAUUUUGAACCUCUACCUUCAGGGUCUAAUGUGAAAAAAAAUUCAGCAUCCUUGUUAGAAAUAAAUAAUUUUUUGUCUAAGUAUUUGAAUCCACUUGAAAGGAAAACUGCGGAAAGCAUUCGAUGGCGAAUUCCUGUAAUGACUUCAGAAAAAAACAAAGAAAACUUAGACAGUCGAUCCAUUUCAGCUGCGUGUGACAAGAAUAUAAAUACCAAAGUUGUUCCUAAUGAUGUUCGGAUUUCUGGACAACCAAAAAUACUAAGCAACGUUGUAAUCCAUAUGAAGGCACCUGAAAAGCAAAAUGAAAUUAUACCAAUAGACACUGAUACAGAGCAGAGAGAUAUUGAUUUAAACGAAGAACUUGCCAAUUAUACUACCUCGCAAUUUGAAAACACUACUGUAGUUAGUGGAGAAAAAAUAAUUAAAAAAAUGGGAAAAAAAGAUGAAAAAAAAUCAAAGUUAAAAAAUGUUAAUACUUUAAAAAGUUUUCCUCUCCGUCCACAUUCAACCAAGCAGUUUGAAGAAACAAAUUUUAAGAAGGAAAUCGAUCUCUCUAAUAAGAAGAAAAAAGGGAUACAUCCACCGCUGGAUAUUUAUGCGAAAAGAUUUAAAAAUAACGGUAAAGAUCAAGAGCAUAUGAGAAAAGCAGUUGAUUGUUUCCAAAUCUCAUAACAGUAGUCUCUUCUUACUACAAUAAAAAAAUGGAAAACAUGCAACUUAAUA